Molecule: messenger RNA, 1071 nt
Organism: Microthlaspi erraticum
Lineage: Eukaryota; Viridiplantae; Streptophyta; Magnoliopsida; Brassicales; Brassicaceae
Source: the annotation of a GenBank genome assembly
AUGGAUACUAUCCGGUCGCAAACCCAGGGAUCUAACUCCCAAAACUCGAUCCCAUCGGAUCAGAUCACCUCGAACAUCAGUAGCAGCCAAACUGCUGAUGCAUCGAGAGAUCAGAUCGCGUCGAAUGUUGGUAGCCGCCAAACUGCCAACACUUCGAACACGCCGAUCACAUCUGCUACCGCCUCCACUGGAGUGCAGCUUAGCACUCCACCUCGCGUGGAACCAGUGGUGAUCAAUCUCGCCACGCCGGUAGCAACCCCGAGCCCGAUUCUACCGAAUCUGGGUUCGCACACCAUCGAGAGACCUCUCUCUCGAGUUUGGGUCAGAUCGGAAGAUCCCCCAACAACUGUGACUCCACAGAGUCGGACUAUUCCUGUUCGACCUGCAUCUGCGACGCAAACUCCUCCGCGAGCUAGUCCAGAUGAUCUGGCACAGAUCAAACAGCUUCUCACCAACCUGGUAAACGGUCAGCGCGACCACGAAACUAGGCUGGAGAGACAUGAGAGACGCCUCGCUGAAUCUCGAAACAUCACUAGCCCGCCUCCGCGGACUCAGCUCGAUUUUUCGACGAUCUACGCAUCUGGCGUACCUCAGGCGCAAUUCGUUACGCCUUCGCGACCUCAAGUCUCUCAGACUUUCGGUCCACCGCCGAGCUCGCCACCAGUUGGCAUAAAUAACAUGAGCUCGCACCCAAGCGAGACGAGAGCUCAACCAAACGUUCCGCUCUCAUCUCCACCCCCAGGGCCACCUGGUACCGAUCCAGCUAGGCCUAGGUGGUUUGGCGCUUCAGCUUUUGCCUCGAGCUCGCAGGCAAUGCCUCAGUUCGAGAAUCAGCUAGGCGCAACAUACGGUUCACAGCCCUCCGCAACAGCGCGAGAGCACGUGAACGGGAAUUAUCAACAAUUCCCUAGCUCGAACGGUCAGCCCAAUCGAGCUCUCCAAGGAGCUAACCCAAUCAAGCUCCAUAUCCGAUUCCAGCUAAUCGGAAUCCAGCUGAUCCACGUAACCUCGUCGACAGCGAAUCUUUCGAAAGAUUCCAAGAUCGCACAGACCUCGCAUUUCAGCAUAUGA